AUGCCGCUUGUGAACUGGAGCGAGGCUACGCCUGAGGACCUCGCCGGCUUUACAGCAGACUUCCUCCGUGAAGAGUUGGUUCGCCGAAACCUGGACGCUACGGGGCCGAAGGAAGAAGUGAUCAAUCGUCUCCUCGCCGAUAUAGCCCAAAAUCGCUCAACGACGCCUUUGUUGCCUUCCCCAGACUCCUCAGCGCCCAGCCAGCGCCCGAACACUACGCCGCUUCCUUCGAGCUUCGAUGCAGCCCAAAGUACCGAGUUGCUGACGGGUUUACUUCAACAGCUCCUUCACGUGUCACAACGCGCUGCAGCGCCAGUUCAGGUCACGACUCUUCCAGACCUGUCCGCAUCGCUUCCUACAUUCAGUGGAGACGGCAGCAUUUCAGCGUCCCACUGGAUUGAAGAGUUGGAACGAACUCGAAACCUAGCUUCGUGGGAGCCUUCAACCGUACUCGCCGUCGCUCUGGGAAAGCUCCGUGGAGCAGCCGCGGAUUGGAAAGCAGUCAUUGGCCGUCAGUGUCCCACCUGGGAAGCAUUCAGGCAAGCUUUCUUGGAUCAAUUCAGCGCCAAGCAAACCUUGCUACAGUGGCAACAAGCUGUUACUUGUCGCGUGCAAGCGCACGGAGAGAACCUGGUCCACUACUCUCUGGCGAAGUUGAAGCUCAUUUCGGGAUGCCCAGUCACUCUCACCGACACUCAGCGCAUAGAGUACGCCCUUCAGGGCAUUGCCGAUGGGAACCUGGCCACUACUAUAGCAGCACAACGCCCCGAAACCGUCGCCGCCUAUAUGGACAUCGUAACGCAGCUUGACCAAACAUUGAGCCACUUGUAUCGUCGACUCCCACGCCCAGGGUAUUCAAGCACAAAACUAGCAACGCCAAGCCCACAGGUGCCCCGCCACAGUGAAGAGGGCACGAAUGUGCAGGCGGUACCAGACAAAACAAGACAGCCACAGCGAAUCGCAGCCCUACCACCAGACCAACAAGAGGCUCGGUACCUGACCAUCUCUACGAGGCAUGGCGCUCCUGCCUACCGUUCUGGCCAGAACUUGGCCGAGGCCGUGUGUUUUCAAUGCCGCCAAAAAGGACAUCUAGCUUCAAAGUGCCCAUCCAGAGCUACUGCCACACCGUCUACAACGCAUCCUUCGCCAGCUCUUCACAGUACCCUUUCCGAGACCCUUGAUGGAUCGCUGGUUCAGUGCGCCCUUGUAAACGCCACAAUUGCUGGAAUUGGCCAAGUGGACGCAUUUCCAGACAGUGGUUCCAAGAUGACACUUGUUUCUCGUCACCUUGUCAGAUCUUUGCCCCUCCUGCCCUGGACCAGACCCCCUCUAGUUGUCGUUGGAGGAACGACAGUGGCUCCUGCUGGUGCUAUCUGCUUGAAGAUCUCUGUGGGACCCAUCACCGGUUUGGUGGAAGCCGCCGCCCUCGAUAACAAUGCCGUGCCACUUAUAUUGGGGGAAGACUGGUUUGCUGCCAGUCACGCACAGUUGGUGUUCCAGCCACCCAUGCCAACUGAAAUUCGUCAUUCCACCACAGGAACAAGUGUGCGGUGCCAUGAGCGACUGUUGCCCAGGAUGUCGAACGCUGUUAUGAUCCAGGGGUCAUCUUUCAAUUGCCAUGUAUCUGGACACCACAGCUCAGCAGGCCUCCAGCGAAUGCCACUCCCAGGCCCAGAUGAACCCCCGUGGUUAGCUCUAUCUUGCCAGGAUGAUGUUUCAAACACCAACGGCCCGUCUUCUGAAUGCAAGCAAGGUGCUUCUUCAACAAUAGAGAUUUGCAUUGACCCAUCCUUGCCUCCUGCUCAGGUCGGUAGCCAUUUGCCAGCACAUCAACAACGGGAAAUCACGAGCAUUCUUUCGAAGCACGCUGAAGUAUUCGCUCGUGAAGAGGGCGACUUGGGUCUGUACGAGGGUGUUGAACACUCAAUCGACCUUCUUCCCGAUGCUGUGCCAUACAGUCGAUCCCCUUACCGUUACUCUGCUGCAGACCGUCGUUUUCUUGAGGCCCAAACAAGCACACUCCUUCGGCAGGGCAUCAUUCUUCCAGCCUUAGGACCUUGGGCAUUCCCCGCAGUGGUUGUCAGCCGAGGUAGCAAGAAGCGCCUUUGUGUUAACUAUGUGCCCCUAAACAAGAUGACUGUGAGCGUCGUGCAGCCACUUCCACAUGCGGAUGACAUCAUGGAUGACAUUGCUGGGUCACAGUACUUCGCCUGCCUUGACCUAAAGUUCGCUUACUGGCAAGUUCGCGUUCGUAAGGAAGACCAAGCAAAAACUGCUUUUGUUACCCACUAUGGCACCUUUAUGUGGACUCGCAUGCCAUUUGGGCUGAAGAACGCACCUGCCACUUUCCAGCGGGCCAUGCAGUCAAUUUUUGCCAACCUGCAGCCCCAUUGCCCAAAGUGCGGUGUGCGGGUGUACUUGGAUGAUGUUCUGGUUUUUGCGCCAACUUUUGACGAGUUUGCAAGGUUACUUGACGAAGUACUUGGUGCACUCCUUGCCAGUGGAUUCAAGGUUUCACUUGACAAGUGCAAGUUUGCUUUGAAGUCUAUCAGGUUUCUCGGAUUCAUUUUGAGCAAAGACGGCAAGCAGCCUGACCCUGCCAAAGUCGAAGCCAUCAUGAAAAUCCCACAGCCUGCAAACAGCAAAGCAGUUUUGUCAUGGCUCCAGACAGCAAACUUCUAUCGCCGAUUUGUGAAGAAUUUCUCUCAGAUAGCAGCACCGUUGCAGAGUCUCAUACGGUCUGAGGAGUUUGCCUGGACCACCGACUGCAAUGAAGCCUUUCAGCGAAUCCGCACAGCAUUAACAGAGGCACCUGUACUGGGCCAUUUUGAUCCAGACGCCCAAACCACAGUCACAACAGAUGCCUCAGGAACCGCAAUUGGUGCUGUGCUCUCUCAGAAACAGUGUGGAAAAGAAACUGUCAUCGAAUAUGCGAGUCGUGCACUCACUGCCGCAGAGAAGAAGUUGCAUAGCAACGUUUGGGAGUGUAUUGGUGUCCACUGGGCGGUUACGAUCAAGUUCCGACACUACUUGCUCGGCAAGAAAUUUUGCCUGUUGACUGACAACUGGACCGUUGCAUGCUUAACAGCCAACAUCAGGCCUUCACGUCGUUUUACGACCAUGUUGAUGGAUCUUACAGAGUUCGACUUCACUGUGCAGCACCAUCCAGGCCGUCAAAACGUAGUUGCUGACAUGCUGUCACGAUUAUCUGCAGCAGUCCUCCAUCAGACACAGUCACUCGCAGCUAUGCAAGCAGAAGACAAAGAGUGCCAGGACCUUCGUCGCUCUCUGGCAUCUUCAGAAUCGUGGGACCAUGGCCUUGCCAUAAUUGAUGACAUCCUGUACCAUAGUGACGCGACUUCAGGUUCUCAAGCUAUUGUAGUGCCAGCAAAGAUGCGCCAGGCUGUCCUGGAAGUUGUUCAUGACGGUGGAGGCCACAUGGAUGUAACCCGGACACUGACCAAAGUGAGAGAACGAUACUGGUGGCCAAACCUUGCGUCUUCAGUGACCCAAUACGUCACAGCAUGCCAGGUCUGCCAAAGCAGCAACCGCCCAAUAUCUAAAAGUGUUGGCAAAAUGGGUCUCAUGCCAGUGUCGGAUGUUCCUUUUGCCUUAAUUGCCCUUGAUCACAUCACAAUGCCGGCUGCUUCCGGAAAGAAGUACAUUUUGAAUGUCAUUGACUUUGCCACGCGUUUCAUUGUCCCAGCGGCUGUAACUUCAACAUCAGCUAAGGAAGUUAUAGCACAUUUACAGUCGGUGUUCUUCCGCUUUGGUUGUCCUGAUGACUGCAUGUCUGACCAUGGAGCAGCCUUUGAAUCUCACCAGUUUAAGCACUUCAUGCACAUGCACGGUGCUGAGAUUCAUUAUUCGGUUGCAUACCGCGCAGCCAGCAAUGGUCUUGUAGAGAGAAGCAAUGGGACUUUAGUCUCCGUUCUUCGUAAGCUGUGUCCAACGGACCAGACCUCCUGGGAAAGCAAACUCGAAGAAGCUGCUUUUGCCAUCAACACAAGCUACAGCGCCAGCAGCUGUUUCUCUCCAUUUGAACUACUUUAUGGAUACGUCCCCAAGCUCCCAUAUCAACGCCACCGUCCCGCCACAGCCAGGACCCUACAAGACCGUCUCCUAACGCUGUCUCAGAACCGGGCCGUAGCAGCAAGCAAUACCGAGGAAGCACAAGGGAAACGGAAGACAGCAUAUGAUCAGUCCCAUCGAGACCACUCCUUCCAAGUCGGCCAGUUCGUCUGGGUGCGCCGCCAAGAGCCUGUAGCAGAUGGAACUGGAAAGUUGGCACCCAAAUUCAAGGGAAUAUACCAAAUCACCGACCAGAAAACACCCGUUACGUUUGUCGUUAGCCGCGUAACUGGUCAAGGUCCUCGUGAUCGACUCCAAGACAGGAUAGUGCACGUCUCUCAACUCAAGCACUACGUGCCACCUUAUGUCGAGCCUUACAUUGUAAAAACCCAAGAGUUGCCUUUGUGUGACUCAUCUGGCUCUCCCAGCGUUGGCAAUGAGUUGUCUCAACCACCAGUUUCCAUUGGCCCUGCACUUUUGCCUCCAGCGGUACCCUCAUCGCGACCCCAUCGCCAAAGGCGCCCACCCGAGCGCUUGAAGGACUAUUCUCUCUCGCAGUGA
Molecule: messenger RNA, 4632 nt
Organism: Rhipicephalus sanguineus (brown dog tick)
Lineage: Eukaryota; Metazoa; Arthropoda; Arachnida; Ixodida; Ixodidae
Exons: 1
Coding region: 1-4632 (1543 amino acids)
Biological process (GO): DNA integration
Molecular function (GO): nucleic acid binding; zinc ion binding
Source: RefSeq, a predicted model, not a curated record